UUCAAUGUUCUGACUUGCUCUAAGAUGAAGGUAUGGAAGUUUGCAGCCAUUGCCUCGAUGCUCCUCAGUUCCAUGUUGUCCAUUUUAGUUUGUAGAGACAUGUUCAACGGAAGCCGGAAAUACAGCCCCUCCCCAUCCUCGCCGUCAUCGCCAUCAAGGCCGUCCUCCUCUUCCUCGUUGCCUGCAGGCCAGCGGAGAUACCCACGGGCCCUGGAGCAGCAUAACUCACUGAUCUCUCAAUACAGCACCUUGUUCGAAAGCUACACCGAAGGCGAAGUCCGCCAGCUGAUCACCGCGCUGGUGGAGAAGUACAGCCAGUCGAUGAACUCCGGGGGGCACGAGCUGGCGCUUUUCCCCAAACCGGGGAACCGUAUGAAGCGGGCCCGAGCCCGGCACAAACCCUGCGCCCUCAAGGAGCUGGAGGUCAGCGUGAGCGAGCUGGGCCUGGGCUUCAUGUCCGAUGAGAUCGUGCUGUUUCGCUACUGCAGCGGCACGUGCAACGCGCCCGGCCAGAACUACGACAUCUCCCUGCAGAACAUGAGGAGCAAGAAGAAGAUCAAGAAAGAGAAAGUAAGGGCCAGGCCGUGCUGCCGGCCCCUCUCCUACGAUGACGAGGUCUCUUUCCUGGACAACAACAACAGGUACCACACCGUCGACAAGCUGUCGGCCAAGGAGUGCGGCUGCGUGUGAAGCAGGGGAAGGGAUCCCGCGAAGUUUGAUGUCCGUAAGGCAGCAUCAGGAGGCCAAGAGCUCGAGGUCCUGGCCAAAGGGCUAUUGCUGCGACCAGCCAGGGGGAAGGGACUGAGAUGGAGCCCAGGCUCCGAGCAGCCAAGAAGGCAACUGGUGACAUGCCUGCCUCGGGUCUGCGGUCAGACUCCAGGGGCAGCCGGGGAACUCUUGAUGCUGGGUCGUGUCCUGCGGCCAGCCCCCCUUGCCAGGAGAUCAAGGAGCCUUUCACCACAUCUGCAGAUGCCUCCGGAUAGGCAUCCGUGGUCCACAGGCCCGUGCGUUGCGAGAAGGAGGGGGCAAGCAAACGGAGAGGUGCGAGGAAACGCUUGCCGCUUUCCUCCAGGGGUGCCGGCAUCGAGUCGCACCAACCUGGUGUCCACAUGUGCUUUGAUGCCUUUUCCCUUUCUUUUUUUUGCACAGUGGGUUGAGGAGGAAAGCACAGCUGGCUCAAUAUUUCCGAGUCCAAAAGAGGGCAGUUGUCUUCACCUCCACAUGCCGUUUCUGGCCGGCCCUGAAAGAAGGGCUCGGGUCAUCAUCCACAUUCCUAACCCUGUGAAAAUUGAGGAAUUUCAAAUCACUCUUAGGGCGGAAAGGUACCCCGCCAUGCACACACAUGCCAAGACCGAUGGAGAGUCAUGCCAGGGUGUGGGGUUUGCAUGGAUGGAACCUUUUCAAUGUAGGGAUAAAUGACUGAACCAUCAGGAAACCUUGUUUUAUAUCUUGAAAUCCUAUCUGAUUUGUUAUUUUAUCAUACACAUACAGUAUAUUCAUGAUCUGUAAAUGUAUAGGAAAUAUAUAUAGAUAUAGACAUAAAUAUUGGUGGAGUUUGCAGAAUUACAGAAUGAUAUCGUUCCUUCCAAGCCACGAUAAGGUCAGUUAAAAACUAUUGCAUGUUUCCGCUCCACCUCUCUCUCGUGCCAUUCGUUUGGGGCAUGACGGGGAUCCUUGUACAUCGCCCCCUCCCCCCAGCCCAGUUGUUUGACUGGAGAAAGGAGGGUGCAGGAGUGGGCUACACUCAGGCAUUGGGCAGUGGCAUGAUUAUCCAUUUUAGCCCGAAAAUUGCAGUGCAGCCUUAGUGUUAACAAAAAUGGGGCAUCCUGAGCAGGUAAGCAGCCUCAAAAAAAAUCACAGCUGCACAAACCAGCCACCUCUUUAUUCAGGAUGCUGCAUUGGGGCAUGGGCUCAUCAAGAAGGAAGUUGCAGCUACCCCUGGUCCUACUGCUUUUGUGCAGCUGUUUCAUCCUGCUGCGAUAAACUUCUAUGCCACUUCUUGGACUGGCUUUCAAGGGCACAUCUGUAGCAGAAUCGCUGGCCCCUCCACUCCAGCAGCCCCGCUGUGCAGUAAGGCUGGGAUUUUUGAGGGAGUUCAAUGGCUUGUCUGAUAUUAUUGGAAUGGUCCCACUGCAUUGAUGUGGGGCCCGUUAUAUGGUAUAAGGAUGCUUAGACCAGCCUGGGGAGAGGGAUAAGUAAUAGCAGUGUUAAAACAGCAUUAUACUAGUGUCCACACUAGGGUUUGCGUUGGUAUAGAUGGAGUUGGCGGGGGGAAAAUCACACGUGAAUGAAAUAGUUAUACCGCUCCAAAAUCUGUGGGGGCUGAGAGGCUCCAAACUGCUUUGGAAAGUCCCGUUCAAUUGAUCUUAGUACCUGGCUCCCUUGGAAAUACCUGGGGUAAAGGCUAAGCCCCAGCUCCCACUUGGCUUCUCGGAGCACGGUGGCUGCUCCAGCUAUGGCUGUCCAUUGAAGGGGAAAAGGGAGAUCCUUGGCAUUCAUACACCACUUUACCUCAGUAGAUUUGUUUUGUUUUGUUUUGUUUUUUGAUGGACAGAUGUUUCGUGGUUCUCUUCUUUACCCUGAUCCAGGUCCCAAUGAGUCUCCUGGGCAUUGGGUUGGCUCCUAAUAACCUUGCUAUCCUUUCUCUCUGCUACUGCCUCCUUCAAUUUGCCCACCCGUUGCAGUGGCUUAUUUCCCACCUUUCCCCUCCUCUGCUUUCGUCUUACGGCUCCGAAUAACCUAACGUUAACUGGAUUGACUCUCGGUUUCUUCUACUGCUGCUGUUGUCAGUCGGCCACUUCAUGCAGCUGGGGCUUCUCCGAGUUCACCUUGUAAAAAGAUCUAGAAACAUUUUGGUGUCUGAGAAGAAGCAUGCGUUUCUGUAAGGACACCUUUUCAGGCCAGAGAUGCUUUUGGCCGUGACAUUGGAAGACCGCGGCAAUACAAUUAGGGCAUGCAUCCGCAUCCUAGUAGUAGAGUGACGGCGCAGACAAGGUUGGG
This is a messenger RNA of Gavialis gangeticus (Gharial), 3000 nucleotides long. RefSeq names its product neurturin (gene NRTN). The transcript has 2 exons. NCBI's taxonomy places the organism in Eukaryota, Metazoa, Chordata, Crocodylia, Gavialidae. Gene Ontology annotation, molecular function: glial cell-derived neurotrophic factor receptor binding; growth factor activity; receptor tyrosine kinase binding. Bases 25 to 690 code for a protein of 221 amino acids. The record is from RefSeq and is a predicted model, not a curated record.